This is a messenger RNA of Lottia gigantea (owl limpet), 1101 nucleotides long. RefSeq lists its product as hypothetical. Bases 1 to 1101 code for a protein of 366 amino acids. NCBI's taxonomy places the organism in Eukaryota, Metazoa, Mollusca, Gastropoda, Lottiidae. The record is from RefSeq and is a predicted model, not a curated record. The transcript has 3 exons.
AUGGCUCUCAGAAAAGAGAAAAGAACCAAGAACAACUUGAAACCAUUAAAGAACUAUCCAAAGCAAAAAAUCAUUGAAGACAAACAUUCUUCUGAAUCUGUUUAUCCUUCUACCUCAUUUCUAAUUACUGGCGCUCAUACUGAUUUACCAACUGUUGAAGAAACUAUAGUUCAUCCAGAUAUUUCCUCUAAGAUAACUUCUGAUACUGAAAAUGAAAGCUUUGAUGAUUCCUUGGACAAAGACUACAGUCCUUCAGAUUCAUCGACAGAUUCAGACAAAAUUGAACAGACAUCAAAAUGCAAACGAAAUAAAAAACCACAAACAGAUCAAUGGCAAAUGAAUGUAAGUAAAAGUAAAAGGUUGAAAGGAGAAAGUCAUAUCAGUAGACGAGGAAAAAUCAGACAAGUGAAGAAUAUGAAACCAAGGAAAAGUGCACCCUAUAAAGAUAAAAGGUUUCUGGAACCAAGUAAAAAAGUGAUCAAUCUUCAUGAAACUUAUCUUAAAGAUGCCGAAGAUGUAGGUAAGAUGGCAGUUGGUUUCACGUACUUUAAAAAUAUGUUUUGUAAACUCAAUCUGUCUGUAUUUAAACCAAAGAAAGACCAGUGUGACCUGUGUGUUUCUGCAAAAAUGGGCCAUGUAACACCAACUGAACACCAAAAUCACUUAGCUGCCAAAGACCUGGCUCAAGGGGAGAAAGCAUCUGACAAAUUACGGGCUGCAGAUGACUCUAGUGUUUCCGUUUGGACAAUGGAUACACAGGGAGUAUUAUUUUGCCCAAAUACUACAGCUAGUGCUUUAUAUUAUAGAACCAAACUACAAGUACACAAUUUUACACUGCAUAACAUGACCACAAACAACGGAUAUUGCUAUAUUUGGGAUGAAUUAGAGGGAGAUCUUUCUAGUGAAGUUUUUACUUCCAUUCAGUUUCAACAUUUUCAAACCUUCUUGAAGAAUAAUCCACAAGUCAAGGAAUUAAUCAUUUGGAGUGAUGGUUGUUCUUACCAAAACAAAAACAAUACUUUAGCUAAUGCUUACCUUCAACUCUCAAUUGAAACCGGGAUCCGUAUAUUCCAGAAGUACCUGGUUGUUGGCAAACAGUGA